Molecule: messenger RNA, 1211 nt
Organism: Polistes canadensis
Lineage: Eukaryota; Metazoa; Arthropoda; Insecta; Hymenoptera; Vespidae
Product: protein takeout-like
Exons: 6
Coding region: 369-1124 (251 amino acids)
Source: RefSeq, a predicted model, not a curated record
UCAAUUCUUGUUAGUAAUAUGUACAUUCUCUUAUAGUUAGGCGGGAUACAACAGAUAUGAACCAAUAGCCAUCAAGUAGCACGAGGUAAUCAAGUGUGUUUGAAUGUAACAGAGCAAGAAUUACAAGUGCUGUGUGUGUCCUGCCUUCUACACAUACUAUGAUGUUACUACUAGUACGGUAGACAGUAGGAGGAUCAUCAUUAUCAUCUUUGAAACGUUUGCGUACAAAUCGAUCGAUCGAUCGAUCGAUUUAGUUCGUUCAUUAAGUGAUCAUUUAAUACUGUUUUUUGUUUAAUUAGUUUUCGGAGGGAUCAUUCACGUGAUUAUUAUUAUUUUUAUUGUACAAAUUUGGAUCACAGUUUUUCACAAUGGUUCGUUGUGUCAAUGUUUUCAUCGGACUCUGUUUUGUAUUGACUUUAUUCAGGGAUGUCUUCUGUGCAAUACCACCAUACAUAAAAGUAUGUAAAAAACACGAUCCAAACAUAAAUGAUUGUAUUGAGAAUUCGAUCAACCAACUUCGUGAAAAAUUAACUGAAGGAAUUCCAGAACUUGAAGUUCCACCAUUCGAACCAUUUAAAUUAAAUGAAAUUCGAUUGUUGAGAGGACCCAAUACUGCCAGACUCGACAUCAAUCUAACUGAUAUUCAAGUAUGGGGACCAUCAAAAUUUGUUGUACGAGAUUUGAAAGCAAAUACCGAUGACCUCAUAUUCACUUUUAAAGUAGCAUUUCCAUCGCUCACUUUUAAAGGAAAAUAUCAAAUAGAUGCUAAAUUACUUUUGUUGGAACUUUCUGGACAGGGUGAUUUAGAAGGCAGCUUCCAUAACUACGAUUCGGACAUUUUCAUGAAAGCACAGAAAAUUUCUCGUAACAAUAACGUUUACUUACAUUUCGACAAUAUGAAAAUAAACAUACGAAUUGGUGACGCGAAAGUUGUACUGAAAAAUUUAUUCAAUGGCGAUCGACUUUUAGGUCAAAUCAGUAAUGAUAUCAUCAAUAGCAAUAGCGAAUUAUUUAUAGAAGAGAUCAAGCCAGAAUUGGAAAAAUCAUUAUCUGCUGUGUUAACCAAUAGUGCGAAUAAAAUUGUCGAAAAUUUUACGUACGAAGAACUAUUUCCAGAAAAAUAAUUGAAUUCUAAAAAAAUUUAGAAAUUUAUGUGAAAUUUAAUAUUAUACGUUCAAUUAAUAAAUUAAUUAAUGAAAAAUGAGAUUGAA